AUGGAAAAGAUUGGCAAAUUAAAUCAAGAUGUAAGUAAACUUAUUAUUUUAUAAGGCCUGGCAAAAGUUUGUUUUUCAGGGUAGAAUAAGGUAGAGUGGGGUAGGAUAGGGUUGGGUAGAUUAAUGUAGGGUAGGGGAAUAUAAUUACAAUUUUAGGCUAAAAUAUUAUGGCUUUUUAAUUUACAGAUUUGGGAUAUUAUCAUCAAGCACAGUGAACUGACAUCAGUAACAAAUUUGGCUAGAGCUGGUCGUCGUUUUAACAACUAUGUUGGCUUGGAUUUCCAUAAGUUGUGUGUGGUAAACCACAUUUUUCGUCUUCCCGGAGAAUCGUGGGCCGACGCUUUCGCCGAGUAGGUUUCUACUUAAAACAACAUGCGGGUGGGAUAAUAUUUUAAGGACAGGGUAGGGUGACAAAACGAUAGGUAUCAAUAUAAAAGGCUAUAUUACAGUAUGUUGAGUGAUACAGUAGAAUAAUAUCAAGUUAUUUUAAACGUUACAGUAGAAUAGAUUUAGGUUAAUAUACAGCAGGAUAAGGAGAGCAAAGCUAGGUGUAAGACUAAGCAUUAAAUGGCGGGAUAAGGUAUGUUUGGACAAAGCAAAACUAACACAAGGGUAGGGAAAAAUAACGAAAAAGAAGGGUAGGGUAAAGUAUAAUAGAGUAAGAUAAUGUAGGGGAGAGUAGUAGAGUAGAUUAGGGUAUCUUAGGUUAAGACAGGGCAAUGCAGGUAUGCAUUUUCAAAUAUGAUGUUUGAUAGUCAAAUUUCAGUGCUCAUCGCCGCUUAUGGAUAGUCGCGGAGUCAUUUACAGAUGAAGUUUUAUACUUAAGAAGGAUGGUCAGCAUCGACUUUAAAAGCAAUAGUCACUUGGUUGUGUUUUCAUAUAACUCUACUGUAAUUGUUUGUAGUUUGGAUUUUUCGAGCACUUUUGUCAAAGUUUUCAGGUUUGAGAAAAAUGUCAAUGGGAUUGAUAUUUCUACAGAUCAAAAAUACAUUAUUAUUAAUGUAAGUUAUUAUCUAUGCCUUUUAACUCAAGGACGUCGAUAUAAAUUUUUUAUUAGGGAUGGUAAUGCUAAACUUUUUAUUUUGGCUUAUAGAAACCUGGUCCUAUUUUUGUAUGUUUUCAUUUUUUUACCAGUGGAAGUUUCAUUUCGGAUCAGCUCUGGCGGGGGAGGGUUGAAUCCAGCCCUAUUCACUCUAUCCCCUCCCCCCCCUAGCGCUCUUCCUGUUUUAACUGUAAUCUAACUAUACUGCUCAUAGUACUAAAUGCUCUCUUUUAGGUUUGGUUUAAUGAUACAUAUGUAUAUGAGUUGGCAACAGGAAGGCCUCUCUUUACUCAAGCACGAAAAAGAAUGACAUUUAAUUCAAGUGUUUUCAAAUAUCACACUUUUGAGAACAUAGUGGAAGAAGUGUUAAGCACAAAAACCACUUUUAUGGAUAAUAUGCGAGAACUUGAACAUACAACUGAGCAUUAUUGUGCUCGUGUGGUACAGGACAAGCUGCUUGUUUACGACGUGUCCAAGGGAGUACAGUACGAACUGCCAUUGAAUCCAAGUUUUGGCAAAGUUCGUUCUGUGCUUUUUUUGGUUCGCUCCAAUUGUGUUUUGAUUAGUUAUGUUGGCGAAAAUAGGCGGUGGCCGUGUCAAGUUUAUCAUAUUUUAACUGGUAGACUGAUGUUGCAAGAUCCUGAAAGUGUUUAUGAUAUUUUGUCACCAUUCCUCCUUAGAUGUUGUCGUGGAAAUGUGGGUUAAAAUUACAAUUUAAAUUUUUUAAAACCUGUUGUAAAAAGGUGAAACAUAACUUAUCCUACUUUAUUCUACCCUACCCUGUUCUGCUCCACCCUACCUCAGUUUACUCUGUUCUCCCUGUCUUUCCCUACUCAACAAUAAAAAAUAAUUUUAAAAAAUUUUUUGAUACCUAAACUAAGAAAUACCAAACGUUGCAAAAUCUCCCCCUUUUUAAGCGUAGAGAAGGGUAGGGUAAGGUACGUUAAGGUAGGGUAGAACAGAGUAACUCAGGUUAAGUUAACUUAAAGUGUUAAGUUAGAGUACGUUAAAAUAGAGUAUAAAAGUAACGUGAAUUUUUAGGUUUACAAAUUGGAUCCUUUUUAGUGGAAUAUGGAAUCGCGCCGCUUCUUCUGUCCAAAGGCCUCGUUGUACUUUACCAAAAGACAUUGCUCCAAACUUCAUAGUCUACGAAGCAUCUGUUGUCGCUAAAGCUGAUUUAAAACGGGCUAGAAAGGUUGUUAGCACGUCGCAGAACGUUGGUAUUAAUCAAGGGAAGGAAAAACGACCUUUGUAUAAUAAAAACACGAAAAUCUACGUUGAUAAACAAGAAGGAUUGGCAACUAACGACGGUGAACAACAAAGUUUAGUGUUAACAGAAAGAGACAAUCGUGAUUCGUAUCCAGAUGAAAAACAAGAUCGCUGGAUGACAUAUAAAUGUUCUUUUUUGGAAGAAAAAUCAAGAAGUAAGUGGAAGUGGCAGGUUGGGGUAGGGUAGAGUAGGCUAUAGGAGGAUAGGGAUGAGAAACGGCCGGGCCCACUUUUCAAGCCGAGUACCCUAAUUUCCAAGCCCGGCCUUGGUCAGGCUUAAUCGUCGGGCCGGAUUGGGUAAGGUAGGGCAGUGCAGGGUAAGAAGAGUGAAGGUAGGGUGAAACAUGGUAGUGCAGGGCCGAGCAAGACAGUACAAUAAUGUGGUAGGGUACAGAACGACAUGAGUAAAGCACAAGUAAAGUAGGUCAAGGUACAAAAGGGCAUGAAUAAAGCAAAGAUGUAAGGCCCAGUAGACCUGUUUUAGUAUUUUAAUGUCAUGAUUGUUUUAUAAAGGAUGAAAGGUCUAGAAAAGACAAGAGAGAGGUCGGCAACAGCCGGAGCGGCGGCCGUUGGCCACCGCUCGCUCUCUUGAUAUUCUUAGAUAUGUUAACUACUGUUAAUAAAUGAAUAUAAAUGUUAAGCUAGGUACAUGAAUACGGGCGUGAGCUCGAACUUCGACUAUUAUUAUUAUUACUAAUAUUAUUAAAAAUAUUACAUGGAGGUCUCACCAAAGCUCUCAGCAAAUGUAAGUCAUGUGAUUGUACUUUCAGAGAUACGAAGACGGCAUUUAUAACAGUAAGUUACAAAAACUGUGUGGUGUAGGAAUAGGUUUAAUAGAACAAAAGACGUAUAUUUUAGUCCCCGCGCUCAAAAAAAAAGGUACCUUUAAAUAUCCCCCCACUACCCUAAAAGCCGUUCGUUUUGACGCGCUAAGCCCUUAAAGUGGUUUUAUAUAGAAAUUAUAAGGAGCACGCAAAACUCAGCCAAAACUUCUCUACCUUCGCGGUAGUCAACCUAUAAAAAGUGGACUUAAGGCAUCCACCUUCUUCUAAAUUGUAGAAAAACUUACUUGUUGCGCUACCAGGGCUAAGCAUGGGGCACAAGUACAAUAGGUCUCUUACCUAUUGGUGUAACUAGUAAGACAGUAAAUUUUUUUGUCUCAACAUUCAAACGGGACCGGGAUAUUUAUAAAAUCAAAGACAACAAUGAAGACCUCGGUGCUGAGAAAUUUUCUACACAGACCCUCGCCAAAACCAAAAAUUGUCUAGGUAGGGACUGAUCACUCCAACGUUAGACAAAAUUGUAAAUAUUUUUGUAAUAAGUGUGUGUGAAAGAUUUAUUAGUUUAGUGUGUGAGGUAUUUUAUUCAUAAAACGUACAAAAUCUUAUAUAAUCAUUAAUUACAAUUCUCCUUUUUCUGAUUCUUUUGAACUGAGCAGGCGCUUUCGAAUCUAGCAACAGCAGUUGCCUUAAUCCAAGAAUUGAUUAAACAAAGGCGAGUUUAAUCAAACAGCCCACGCGUUGUGAAACAGCCCGCAUACGUCGAAUCAGGCACCUGAAACAAAAUUAAUUACUUUUUCGUAACAAUGGCAAUAGAGAAAAAGACCGCCCUGAGCUAAAACUCAUGAGACGAAGGCCAGGAGAACCUCCAGUUCUUUCACCUGAGCACAAGUUAUACCGUUUUCGAAGAUUUUGGCAAACGUAGCGAGAUCAAUCCGAAGAAGAAGAUCAACGACAAGAAGAAGAAGGCAACCGGAUCCGUCAACAAGCUCCAAACCUACGACGCCGUCUGCGACAGGACAGCGGACUGCGUCAGUCCAGACGUGAAGUCAGGCCACGACUUGAGGUUCAACCAGAACCAACGGAACCCAGUCAAGAAGUACCUGCUCCACAGCACAGCCUGUACCAGAAGUUCAGAUUCCAGAAGUGUCAGGAAGCCAGCCAGUCCAACCUGUACCAGAAGUUCCAGUGGACCUACAAAUCCCCUCCAGGACAUUGGGUACUCCAAGAAGCCCAAGAAGAGAAAGACCGCCAGUGGAGACCGAAGCCAAAUUAAGUCGACAACAGGAAAGUACAGGUAG
This is a messenger RNA of Bursaphelenchus okinawaensis, 4391 nucleotides long. The record is from the annotation of a GenBank genome assembly. NCBI's taxonomy places the organism in Eukaryota, Metazoa, Nematoda, Chromadorea, Rhabditida, Aphelenchoididae.